Molecule: messenger RNA, 1223 nt
Organism: Haliotis rufescens (red abalone)
Lineage: Eukaryota; Metazoa; Mollusca; Gastropoda; Lepetellida; Haliotidae
Product: guanidinobutyrase-like
Exons: 7
Coding region: 158-1189 (343 amino acids)
Molecular function (GO): agmatinase activity; metal ion binding
Source: RefSeq, a predicted model, not a curated record
CACACGUGAACACAACCAGCUUAUCAAGUUGUGCUACGACUAGCGUGGGAUAAAUUUGCUUUGGUAAAUUAAUUCUUCUCACAUAAGCCUUAAUCGAAAGUAUAGCGUGACCAAUUGCUUUUAUCGUAUCAGUAGUUGCAUUCCACUGAAGGCCGACAUGUUGAGUGCAGCGUAUCACACCCGGAGCCGUCUCGCUACAGCCACUAGACUCGCUAUUCAAGGCAGCAGCAGCAGCAGAUCCACCCAGCCCUUCAAUGAGCCACUGUCAGGCAAUGCUAUGCCUCGACCAGGAGGCAUCGCCUCCAUGAUGAGACUGCCUGUCCAAGGGGACGCCACAGAACUUGACGCCUGCUUUGUUGGCAUUCCGCUUGAUGCCGGGGCUUCCAACAGGUCUGGUACACGGUUUGGGCCAAGACAAAUACGUACUGAAUCUGCCCUCCUCCGCAGGACGAACAUGGGGACAGGUGUGGAUCCGUUUCGCUAUCUCAGAGUGGCGGAUGCUGGGGACAUAAGAAUAAACAUGUUCAACCUGAAGAAGGCAUGCGACAAUAUCCGUGACGGCAUUGGCUCUAUCAUAGCAUCUGGCUGCCGGCCUCUUACUAUGGGAGGAGAUCAUACACUGACAUAUCCUGUACUCCAAGCAAUGAAGGCUCGAUAUGGUGCUGUUGGCCUUAUCCACGUGGAUGCUCACUCCGACACCAGUGACAGCAUGUACGGUGAGAAGAUAACGCAUGCUACAACGUUCAGGAGAGCGGUGGAGGAGCGUUGUCUGGACUGCAGCCGAGUGAUUCAGAUCGGGCUCCGGGGUUCUGGCUACAGUGUCAGUGACUACGACUGGGCGAAGCUGCAGGGGUUCCGCAUUGUGACUGGUGAGGAAUGCUGGACCAAGUCGAUGGUGGAGCUGAUGGGUGAGGUGCGCGACAUGAUGGGGAGCGCCCCUGUGUACCUCUCAUUCGACAUUGAUGCUUUAGAUCCCGCCUAUGCACCCGGGACAGGUACACCUGAGAUAGCUGGUCUCACCCCAUCUCAGGCCCUGCAGAUCAUCAGGGGAUGUCAGGGACUCCAAAUAGUAGGAGCUGAUCUCGUUGAGGUAUCUCCUCCCUAUGAUAUGGCAGGGACAACGGCGCUGACUGCGGCGAACCUUCUCUUUGAGAUGCUGUGCGUCUUGCCUAGUCCUACGUCCAAUUAAUCCUAUCGGAUCCAAAUAAAAGCUUUAAGAUUCA